AUGGUCGGAGCAAAGCGAAACACCCCAAAGCGAGCUGCGGCUGCGGCUGCGGCGGCGGGUCAUGGCCGCAUCACUUCGUUCUUCGGCAAGUCACCCGCAAGGACAGCAUCCCCAACCAAGGCGGCGGCUUCACCAUCAACCCCAACGGCAAAGAAGCAGAAGCAGGGGAACAGCAAGCAGAAGCCCAUCUUCCUGGGUUUUAGCGACGACGAGCCAGAGAGCGAGGACGAGAAGGAAAACCAAUCGAGCGCAGACGAGUUCAAGCCCGAACAGCAUGCUUCGACCGACGACGACGAUGACGAUGAUGACGACGACCCGAGUGCAAGCGUCGAUCGCUCGCAGUCGCCUUCAAGCAGCAUGCCAGAGACUCCCGCUGACGAGGACCCCGCCGUCGUCGGAUACCAAUACGGCACCAACCCUUUCGUCAUGAUCGGCGCCGAAAACAAGGCGCCCUUGCGACCCAUCUCCAACCUGCCCAGCUCAUCCUCCCAGCGCUCCCUCCGCUCCAACGGUCCACCAUCCGACAACAGGCGCCUCUUCUCGCUCUUCCAAAAGCCAAGCCCAAAGCAAAAGCGCACCGCAGACGAGCUCGACGAUCUAGACGCUUCCUUCCUAGACGAUGACGACGACGACGAAGAUGAAAAGCCUCGCAAGCGCACCGGCGCGGCUGCCAAACGCACUGGCGCAGCUGUGCCCUCCUUCUCCAGCGGUAAAGGAUGGAAGUCGACCUUUGCCCAAAAGCAACCCUUCCGCAAGAUGCCUUUUGUGCCUUCGCCCGCCGAAAUCGCACAGCUCCGCGAAACGAUGAAGGAAAAGGCGGCCGAGAACCUCUACCCGCCCAUCCACGACCUCGCAGACAUCUUUGGCGACAUGGUCAAACGCGCGCCCGCCAUCCUCCAACUCGCACAGACGCUCGACGGCAGGCCCCUCCGCGUCGCCACCAUGUGCAGCGGCACCGAAUCGCCCCUCCUCGCCCUCGAACUCAUGUGCCGCGCCAUCCACGAACAGCACGGCAUCCGCAUCAACGUACACCACGUCUUCUCCUGCGAGAUCGAGCCGUUCAAACAAGCGUACAUCGAACGCAACUUUUCCCCACCCAUCCUCUUUCGCGACGUCACCGAACUCGGCGGCGAAAAGGCGCACACCGCCUAUGGCGCGCUCGUAGACGUGCCCGGCGACGUCGACAUCCUCAUCGCAGGCACGUCCUGCGUCGACUACUCGCACCUCAACAACAGCAAAAAGGGACUGAACGAUGGAGGUGAGAGUGGACGCACCUUCCGCGGCAUGCUCGAGUGGGUCAUGCGCCACAAGCCUACGCUCGUCGUGCUCGAAAACGUCAAAAAUGCACCCUGGGUCGGCGUCGCAGAGACCAUCGUCGCCGAAGCAGGCUACGACGUCGGAUUCAGCAACACUUUCGAUACCAAAAACUACUACAUCCCGCACACGCGCCAGCGAGGAUACCUGCUGGCCACGCGCAACAAUCGCGACUCGCUGCCGCAGAACUGGGAUCUCAUCACCAAUGUCCUCAUGCGGCCCGCGUCCAGCCCGCUCGAUGCCUUUCUGCUCUCUACAGACGACCCGCGCAUCCAGCGCGUGCGUCGCCAAUUUGCCCACGGCGAGGGCCUGAGCAAGGGCAGGUCGACCAUCGACUGGUCCAAGUGCCAGAGCCGCCACGAGCGCGCGCGCGACGAGGAGGAGCUCGGCAAGACGCGCCCGCUCACCGCCUGGGAGGAGGGCGGUACGUGCAAGAUGUCGCACGACGGAUGGAACGAGUGGGCGGUGCGCCAGCCAGAGCGCGUCACCGACCUGCUCGACAUCACCACCCUCCGCUUCGCAGCCAUGGGCCAGGACCCCAUCUACAAGUCCAAGAUCUGGGAGCUCUCGCAGAACGUAGACCGAAACGUCGCAGCGUCCAGACCGGGCAUCGCGCCGUGCCUCACGCCGUCGGGCAUUCCGUUCCUCACCUCGCGCGGUGGCCCGCUCAUCGGCCUCGAGGCGCUCUCGCUCCAGGGUCUGCCGCUUGACGAGCUACUGCUGACCAGGGAGACGGAUGAUCAGCUCCAGGAUUUGGCCGGCAACGCUAUGAGCUCCACCGUAGUCGGCGCCUGCGUGCUCGCUGCGCUCCUCGUCGGCAUGAAGGAUCUCAAGGAGGACGGCGAGAAGCGCAAGGCCGCACUCACAAACAUCUCGGCCAAGGAGAAGCACGAGGACGAGCUCAAGGACGCCAGCGAGGUGGUGGAAAAGGUGGUAGACGAGCGCGAAUCCGCCAUCGCCCAUACGGACCUUUUGACGCCCCAGCCGCUCGAUCUCACGUCCAGCACCCUCGUAUCCAUGCCCGAGCUGCUCGGCGCCGCAGUCAACACCUCGCAGCUGUGCAACUGCGAGGGCAGGAGCCGCGUCGUCGACGUGCCCGUCUACCGAUGCACCGACUGCGACCACACCGCGUGCGAGACGUGCAAGGGCCGCCCCGUGCACAAGUUCGUCUUGGACACGCUGGUGCGUUCGUCGCCCGACGACUUUGCGCCCAUGCUCAAGGCGGCGCUGCCGAUGCGGCUCGAGGCGAGCGGCCUCACGCGCGAGAUCUGCUCGUCGCUCAUGCAGGGCCUGCAGUUCCAGGACGACGCGGUGGCCAAGCGCUGGUGCCAGCGGGUGGUGGACGUGCUCGAGACCGCCGAGUUCCGCUUCCAGUCGCUGCUGCGCCAGAAGGUGUGGCAGGCGCAGUUCUCGGCUCCGGGCGCGCGCCUCGAUCUCUUCCUCGACCCCGUAGAGCCGCAUUGGCGCAUCCUCGUCGAGCCGGACGUCGACGAGCCGGCGGGGAGUCCGCUGCGCAAGCUUCUCAUCCAGCCCGUGGCGCGUAUGCCGCUCGAUCCCACCGCCGAGCAGGUGGACCUCUUGCAUGGACAGUGGGAGAUGUGUGUGCCCUCGGCCCAUGUGGCAAAGGCGACCAUCCGCAGCACGGGUAAGCAGGUGCCCACGUGGCAGAGCGCCAUGGGUCUAGGCGGAAAAUUCGCAGACAAGCUGCGGUACUCCGAGAUGCACGUCAGCGUGCCGGAUAGCGUGCGCGGGCUGCUCGACGCUGGUAUCGACGGCGCGUACGACUUGCUCGAACAGUGCGGCACGGCCUGUG
Moesziomyces antarcticus is the source of this 3127-nucleotide messenger RNA. RefSeq lists its product as uncharacterized. Gene Ontology annotation, molecular function: methyltransferase activity. The record is from RefSeq and is a predicted model, not a curated record. The transcript has a single exon. The annotation marks the transcript as partial. Lineage: Eukaryota; Fungi; Basidiomycota; Ustilaginomycetes; Ustilaginales; Ustilaginaceae.